Haliotis rufescens (red abalone) is the source of this 1617-nucleotide messenger RNA. Its product is annotated as mucin-2-like. The coding region runs from base 96 to 1493 and encodes 465 amino acids. The transcript has 7 exons. Lineage: Eukaryota; Metazoa; Mollusca; Gastropoda; Lepetellida; Haliotidae. The record is from RefSeq and is a predicted model, not a curated record.
AAGUUUACUUUGGGGCAGAGAUCUAAGCAUACAAGACGUAUUGGUGAAAUGUCUGCGUAAGCUAUUCCCAUUGAAGGUAAAGAGGAUUUCCAAAAAUGUCUGACAUUGUGAAACUGAUGUUCAUCGUUCUGGUCAUGUUAAACAGUGCAAGUACUGCGGGAAGUAGCUUGUGUGUGGAUGAGGUUUUUGACCUGAUAUUCAGAGACAAAUCCGCCACAGAUUACGUUGUAAGUGGCAAGGCGGUGCCAAGUCGGGCGGAGUGUUCUGUCCUGUGUCAUCAAGAGGAAGGGUGUGUGUCUAUGGCGUAUUCAGGUUCAGGAGAGUGUGUCCUCCACGGCCAGUUGCCACAGACUCUGACAGUGGUCAGUAACCAGGACACUGACAUCUACUACCGCCAAGGUGCGGUUCCCCAUUCAACAAAUUCAGCAUCAGCAUCAGCAACAACAUCACCGAUGAUUGUAACAACAACGGCACGACCAACGACACCUACUACAAAUGCAACGCCCUUGACAACGUUUGAAGAGCCUUCGCCCUCAUCGACCGUCAACGCUGCAACACCACUGACUGCACCUGUAGGCUCCACAACGACCCCCGCUGCAUCAACUAUGACAUCACCGAUGACAAUUGCAUCAACUGUGACGGUCACAACCACCCGGGCAACAUCCACGUCCACAAGUACAACGGCCACUACUACCACAACUACUCCAACAACAACAACUACAUCCACUAUCACGACUACACCAACAACGAUCACUUCGUUAACGACGACCACUACAACUACUGCUUCUACUACAACUACUACUGCUACUCCAUCUACAACUACAACAAUAUCUACUUCCACAACUACAUCCACUACCAGGACUACACCAACAACGAUCACUUGGUUAACGACUACUACUGCUUCUUCUUCUACUACUACUACUACUACUACUCCAUCUACAACUACAACAACUUCUACCACAACUACAUCCACUACCACGACUACGCCCACAACUUCGUUAACGACGACUACGGCGGCUACAUCACAACUGGUGGUACUGUGGGUGACAGCUGUGCUGGCAUAUUCGUCAGAAGAAAACACCGAGGGAAGCAACGCCGCUAGCCAAGUGAUUGGAGAGUCUGAUGUAUAUCCCGACCACGGCCACAACGUCAAGGCAUGGGGACAGUCCGAUAUAAACAACGAUCAUCAAUAUGUUGAGUUGAAGUACGCCAUGAAACUCUUCAUCUCGGAAGUGCACGUGUAUGAGACGCACCGCGCAGGCGCAACGUGGUUGGUGGAGAUCCUGACGCCUAGUGGGGAAUAUGUGACCAUGUAUCGGGCGAAAAGGUUAUAUCGUCUUUCUUCAAGUCGAAUCGUGGAACUCGUUUUGAUACACUUGACCAGCUUCACGUCUGACGUCAUCCGGGUAUGGGUGGAUCCUUCUUACGCGGGUGGAUCGGUAGAGAUAGACGCUGUCAAGCUUGUGGGGAUGACAGACCCCAAUCAGCAAUAGACAAUGUUUCCAAGGUAUCGACAAGACAAAUACACACUUCAAAAAUAGAAACCCACGGAAUUAAACUAUGUGUAUCGGUCCCAAAGGCGACAAAUGGUGCUGUGGUGGACGUUGAAGUGGCGUG